AUGGCUCCCCCGUUGCGCCUCGGCCGGAAGCUUGGCGACUUCAAGGCAAGGCUGCAAACCAACAACCUCUGGAGACACAUUGUGAGAUACACCGUGGCUAUGAACCUCACUCUCAUCAUCUCGGUCAUACCAGCCUCCAAAGCAGUCAUUGGGCCUUACUCCUUUCUUGGACCAUUGACUGCUGUGUUCGGCCAUUGCGGCCAGCGCGUCGGGUUGAUGGUAGAGUCGCUCGGUAUGGUCGUCAUUGGAUCCCUCCUGGGAGUCGCCUGGUCGAGUUUGGGCUUAUAUCUUGCGAGCCUGGUCUGGGACCGUAACAUGGUCGCGUCUCACACCAUCAGAGCCAUCUUCCUCGUGGUUGUGGCCAUCUUCCAUGGCUUCUUCCGGUCUCACACCCCGCGUGUGUUCAAUUUUGUCUUGUUCUACUCUUUUGUAUCGACAAUCAUGCUGGCAGGGACUGAGAACUCUGUGUCUCGGGAGUUUGUGGCCAACAUGGUCUACCCUAUCCUCUGUGCCGCAGGCAUUGUUGUCGUCGUUAAUGUGUCAGUCUUUCCCGAGUUCUCGAGCAACUCACUCGUCACUACGACUAUGGCAACAUUGACUCAGACCACCAACACCCUGAGAGACGCGACACAGUGGUUUGUUUCCCCUGUCGCUUCUCCGAGACCGGAACGGACUCAAUCACAGACACCCUUCCGUCAUGUCCGCUCGGCUUACCAUCGGAGAUCACAGAGCAUGAUCAGCAACCCUUUCCAAGAUCUCCCGGCUCAUGGUACACGUGGAGAUCCUAAUAUGGAACGACUGACCUCCCUGUCAGAAGAGAAGACCAAGCUGCGAGCCAAGUUGAACACCUGCAGAUCAGUCCAGCAGGAGUGUACCUUUGAAAUCACAUUUUCCGUGUUGCCUCCUCGAUGCCUGAAACCAUUCAACGCAUUGGCUAUGUCGGCUCUUGUACAGAGCACAAUUUCUCUGAUCGGGGCCUGCGAGAGCAAGUUUGCCAUGAUGGGUAAUCACCCAGCUGUAGACGGGUCGAAUCAAUCACUCAAUGAGGCUCAGAGGGAGGCCCAGAGAGCGAGGCCUUCAACUAAGGAAAGCAGAAUCCCGGACUCACCCAACCCGAUCUCGAGUAAAAACUCGAGCCUGGACAUCGCGAUUGAAGACAAGGUGAAGCUUGUAAAGCCGCACCGAGAGAUCAAGAACGGCGACGUGGAGGUUCUCGAGUUUAUUCUGUCACAUCUCAGCCAACCUAUCAAGGAGUUCCAAAGAGAAUUGGAUCACGUCUUCGAAGCUCUCCUCGCAUGCCUUGCGUACUGUUUUGAUGCACCGCGUCUACCAUCGGGAGCCUUCACCCCGCGCGGCAUCCAGAUAGAAGAACUCGAUAUACGAUCCGCAAAUUUCGCUACUGCUCUUGAGCAGUUUGAAGUGGCAUCUGCAUCAGCUCUCGAAACAGUUGCUAUGGCGGACAGCUGGGAAGGUUCACAGGUCGACAUCAUGCCGCGAGUUGAGGUCUUCCUUGUUUCCUCCUUCGUUCUGGGCUUGAGACAGAUUGGCGAACAAAGUCAGCAAAUGCUCAAGCACGCUAGAACCUUGGUCGAGAAACGCCAGGCACGUCACGGCCGGAGAAAGCUGCAUUUUCCUCGGAAAUUCCAUUGGCGUCAGUGGUUAUUCUCAGGUGGAGAACAAGACGUCGUAAUUCUCAAAGAAAACGCUCGGAAACAAGCUCGGUCCGGCCAAGAUCUCGUCACUGCUCUCGAUGAUGACGACGAUGAGACCGACCACCCGACACAGGAAGACAACCCCUCUAUGCGAAGGCGCGACCAAGAGAGCGCAAAUCCCCGGCCAGAAGCUGCCGCUCAUGCAAGUGAACCAACCUUUGCGGCGAUAGCUGCCAAGAAAUCAGGCGCGAAGCCCGGUACCAGUAAUACUCGGAAACUUCGUGUAAGAGCAGCCGACUGGAUCGAGAGUAUGGCCCAGUCGGAUGAUAUACCUUAUGCCCUGAAGCUUGGAGUUGCCAUUAUGCUAGUGACCUGGCCCUCGUUCGUUACAUCCACGAGAUCGUGGUACAAUACUGUUCACGGGGUUUGGGCGCCCCUGCAACUGGUACUCGUUUUCGAGGUUUCAAUCGGCACUUCACUAUGGGUUUUCGGGGUCAGGGCAGCCGGAGUCGUCUUUGGAUGUGUUAUGGGCCUCCUAUCAUACCUUGUUGGACGAGGUAAUCUCCCAGCUCUGGUGGUAUUUUUGCAGCUCGGUAUCAUUCCCUCUGCAUAUGUGCAGCUUGGAACGCCUUAUGUGAAGGCGGGCAUGAUUUCUGUGGUAUCUAUGACUGUGGUUUCUUUAUCCACUGUCGACCAAACUGGUCCCGCCUGGGAGAAUUUUGUCAAGCGUCUAUGUGCUUUCCUGGUCGGUGGCGCAGCAGCGUUGCUCGUUCAAGUGAUCAUCUAUCCCGUGCGGGCGAGAGAACGACUUAUUGAGUCUAUAUCGUCCUGUCUCGACCAGGUGACCAAGAUGCAAGCAGCAGUGGCCGUAGGCAUCGACAAUCCGACCAAGGUUGUUUUCCGAUCCAACCAGCUUCAUGCAAGAUUCAGCAGGGCCAAAAACAAAGCGACCGCAGCACUCGGCGCCGCAGACACCUUCCUCCCCUUCUGCCUCACAGAACCUAGACUGAAAGGGAAUUUCGACGAUCUCCAUCCCAUCUACAAGGAGAUAAUCUACGUUCUGUACCAAAUCAUUGAUCGCAUGGACAAUGUCGUGCAGCUGCGCAGAGCAUACGGCAGCUCUGUCUUGGAAAAAUUGAACGAGCAGGUCUACGGCCACCGCCGCAACGUAGCGGCCAGCGUCACCCUCGCCCUGUUCGCGGUCAACGAGGCCCUGGUCACGAAGCUGCCGCUCCCGCAGUUCCUCCCUUCAAGCCGCCUUGCUCAAGUCCGGCUCAUCCACCGGGUAAGGGAGCUCGUCGCGGGGGAGCCUCUCGCCACGGACCAGCUGCGGCGGACGAGCAUAUUGGGCAUGACGCCGCCGUCGCCACCCGUCCAGCCCGUGCCGCUGACGGAGAGAGCGGUCCGCAGCAUCACGGAGGAGAACUUUCUGUCGUGGAGCGCGGCGGCCGCGGGCCAGAUGGAGAUCAUCGAGUACCUCGAGGAGCUGGUCGACCUCGCCAAGCUGCUCGUCGGCGUGUCGGCGUUCCGGGCCGGCCUGCUCGAGCAGCCCAACUACCGGCACUACGUGGGCCGCAUCAAGAAGCGCGAGGCGCACCUGGAGCAGUUCAACCGCUUCGCCGCGAGAGCAGCAGCGAGGGGCAGACGCGGCCGCCGUAGGGACGACGACAACUUUGCUGUGGAGGAUGAUGAUGAUGACGACAACGACGACGGAGAUAGCGACGGCCGGGGCCCGGACGACGAUGUCUAUCUGCGCAAGUGCGAGACUUUUGACCCCACGGGCGGGAUGGGGGGUUCUUUCCCUGCCUCGACUGGGCUGAGCCAGCGCAGGUUCUCAUCGAGUGCGCUGCCGUCGAGUCUGUUCAGGGUGGGCACUAGGUUGAGACAGGGAAAUAGCAUUGAAGAGGGCAUGUCGGCUGCCGAAGAGCGGAGGCAGGCCCUUGGGCGUCAUGGCAGGGGCAAGGGCAAGGGCAAGGGCAAGGCCAACUGA
Thyridium curvatum is the source of this 3642-nucleotide messenger RNA. RefSeq lists its product as uncharacterized. The transcript has 3 exons. Bases 1 to 3642 code for a protein of 1213 amino acids. The record is from RefSeq and is a predicted model, not a curated record. Lineage: Eukaryota; Fungi; Ascomycota; Sordariomycetes; Thyridiales; Thyridiaceae.